Messenger RNA from Pedinophyceae sp. YPF-701, 1764 nucleotides. The record is from the annotation of a GenBank genome assembly. NCBI's taxonomy places the organism in Eukaryota, Viridiplantae, Chlorophyta, Pedinophyceae.
AUGUCGUCCGACGCCGCGCAAGCAGAGGUCGAGCACCUGCGCAAGCAGGUGGCGGAGCUGCAGACGGAGCUGAAGCGGAAGGAGCAGCAGCUCGACCUCGUGUUUCCGUACUCGCGGUCCUACGGGCGCGUGGACAUCGGGACCAUCACGCGCAGCCCCGAUGGAGGCAAGAGCUUGGCUGGGCGCACGAUGCGCAUCGGCGGGUGGGUGAAGAGUGGCCGCGAGGCCGGCGGCGGAGCGUUCGCGUUCUUGGAAAUCAACGACGGCUCGACUUUCGACAACCUGCAGGCCAUGGUGUCGAAGGAGGUGGCGGAGGCGCACGGCGGGCUGAAGGCGCUGGUGACUACGGGGACGAGCGUGCUGGUGGAGGGGGAGUUGGCAGAGACCCCCGAGGGGAAGAAGCAGGCCGUGGAGCUCAAGGUGACCAAGAUCUGCUGGCUCGGACAGUGCGACGGAGCGACGUAUCCGAUCGCGAAGAAGAAGACGUCGAUGGAGUUCCUGCGCGAGAAGAUCCACCUGCGGCCGCGCACGAACAUGAUCGGCGCGGUCGUGCGCAUCCGCAACGCGCUCGCGUGGGCCACGCACUCGUUCUUCCAGGAGCGCGGGUUCAAGUACAUUCACACCCCCAUCAUCACGUGCUCGGACUGCGAGGGCGCGGGCGAGAUGUUCCAGGUCACGACGCUGCUCUCCAAGGUCAACGAGCUCCGCGCGCUCCCGCACCCGUCCGAGCACGAGCUCACCGCGAAGCGCGAGGCCGUGGACGACCAGGACCGCAUCGUGCGCACGCUGCAAGAGUCGGCCGCCGGGGGCGACAAGAGCGCGAAGAAGAACGUGAAGCGCGCGCAGGAGGCGCUGCGCGUCGCGCGGGAGGGCCUCGCGGAGAUGGAGAAGGCCGCGCUGAUCGAGGGCGGGCUCCCGCGCACCGCCGAGGGCGAGGUGGACUACGCGACCGACUUCUUCGCGCGGCCGGCGUUCCUCACCGUCUCGGGGCAGCUCGAGGGCGAGGUCUACGCGUGCGCGCUGUCCAACGUGUACACCUUCGGCCCUACGUUCCGCGCGGAGAACUCCCACACGUCGCGGCACCUGGCCGAGUUCUGGAUGAUUGAACCGGAGAUGGCGUUCUGCAACCUGGACGACGACAUGGACUGCGCGGAGGACUACGUGCGGCACUGCUGCCGGUACCUCCUCGAGGCGUGCCCCAACGACCUGCAGUUUAUCACGCAGCGCGUGGACAGCACCGCCGUGGAGCGGCUGCGGCUGGUCGCGGAGACGCCGUUCCAGCGCGUGUCGUACACGGAGGCGGUCGAGAUCCUGCAGGCGGCGCAGCAGGGCGGGAAGAAGUUCGAGUUUCCGGUCGGGGAGUGGGGCUUUGAUAUGCACUCGUGUCACGAACGGUACCUGACGGAGGAGCACUUCAAGAUGCCGACGAUCGUGUACAACUACCCGAAGGACAUCAAGGCGUUCUACAUGCGCCUGAACGACGACAACAAGACCGUGGCCGCCAUGGACGUUCUGGUGCCCAAGGUGGGCGAGCUGGUCGGCGGGAGCCAGCGCGAGGAGCGGCUGGACGUGCUGACGCGGCGGAUCGAGGAGGCGAAGAUGCCGCUCGCGCAGUACGAGCAGUACCUCGACCUGCGGCGGUACGGGUCGGUGCCGCACGCCGGGUUCGGGCUGGGCUUCGAGCGGCUGAUUCUGUUCGCGACGGGCAUCGAGAACAUCCGCGACGUGAUUCCGUUCCCGCGCUGGCCCGGGAGGGCGACGUAG